Molecule: messenger RNA, 5587 nt
Organism: Nerophis ophidion (straightnose pipefish)
Lineage: Eukaryota; Metazoa; Chordata; Actinopteri; Syngnathiformes; Syngnathidae
Gene: spryd3
Product: SPRY domain containing 3
Molecular function (GO): protein binding
Source: RefSeq, a predicted model, not a curated record
AUAUUCACAUUUCUAAAAAGCUCAACUCGAAAACAUUGUUUAUUUCAACCAGCAGGGGUGCAACUUACCGUGAUCCACCAUAGCCCGGCUCAGAAAUGUACUCCCGAAGGUGAUCAUUCUUCACUUGAUUCAUCAGGGGUAGACACAGCGCUUUUCUACAUGUGACGUCACUAAAGAGCGCCGAACUCAAGUUUCCAAAGUUUAAUGUGGAGUCAUGGCUAGCUGAUGGACAAAAAGAUGGAGGAUAUUAAUCUAGGACACAGAUGCCUCCCAAAUCUGAGGCGUCGAGUCAGAGACAUUGGGGACGGGCACCCAGUACAGGAACGCUACAUGCGUUUGCUGAAGGAUGGAGAGACACUCAGUUACCAAGGGAACUCAGAAGAAGUGGGUUGCUAUGUGGAUCCUUUAUCAAAGGGAAAUUGCUACUUUGAGGUGACAAUAGUGGACACCGGUGUGAGAGGGACCAUCGCCGUAGGCCUGGUGCAUAAAUUCUACAGGCUGGACCACCAGCCAGGCUGGCUUCCAUACUCUGUAGCUUACCACGCUGACAACAGCAAGUUUAACAAUGGAAACCCUGUGGGGCAGCAGUUUGGGCCAAAAUGUGUCUGUGGUGACCGCAUCGGCUGUGGAAUUUAUCCCAAAACUAUUGAAGCAGGUUUCAAAACAGUCUUUUUCACCAAAAAUGGCAAAGAGGUGGGGUCAGUGAAUGUUCUUGUCAUGGCAGAAGGGCUUUUCCCUGCAGUAGGAAUGCAUUCCAUGGUGGAAGAAGUAAAGGUGGACCUGCAAGCAGAGUGGUUCUUGAAAGAGGACGACAUUGUGAUGAUGGUGGACAGCCAUGAAGAUGACUGGGGUCGACUUAAUGACGUCAGAGUGAGCGGCACGGACGUUCUCCCAGAAGGAUUUUGGCUUCCUCAGCUCUUGGAGUACAUUGGCAAAGGAAAAAGCAUAAUGGAUGUGGGUUUAGCUCAGGCCCGACAGCCACUUACCCCCUGCUGCCAUUACUACGAGGUGGAGAUCGUUGAUGCCAGGGAAAAGUGCUACAUAGCUCUGGGUCUGGCAAGGAGGAACUACCCCAGGAAUAGACACCCAGGAUGGAGUCGUGGAUCGGUGGCCUACCAUGCAGGCGAUGCAGAUGACUGGGAUCAGAUGGAAGUCUUUUCUGGUCAAGCGGACAUUCAGAAAAUUGUGUAUCUGAAUUUGGACAAGGAGGUGGAUGAGGAGGAAGAUGGUGACAGAGAGGCGGGACAGGAUGUUAGGAAGGUCAUGGUGUUUUUCACGAGAAACAGGAAGCUCGUGGGUCGGAGAGAGAUGGCGCUUCCCCCCGGCGGCCUCUACCCCACCGUGGGGAUGCUGAGUAACGGCGAGAAGGUCAAGGUGGACCUCCAUCCUCUCAGCGGAUGAGCUGGACGCCCUCGCCAACGAGCUCUCUGCCGAACAGCUGGCUGUGCCGCAGAGCAGGGGCCCCAGUAGGCACGCAGGCCCCCACUCAGCCCACUUAUUCAAGAACCCGUGCUUUCUUGGAAAUGUCCCCACCAUCCCGGCACUUCAGAUGACUGCGACGCUUGGAAUCCCCUGGGUUGUAAAUCCAGUGCAAUGUGUUCUCUGUCAGCUGUGUGCGGCUGUCAUCGCUGAGGUCUGGCAACCUCGCUCCACUUUUAUUACAUUUGAGGAGACUCCAAGGAAAGCUGACUAGUGCCAUGUCUUUCCUCCGGGCCUCUCUCACCACCCUUCUCUCGCCCUCUCUCUCGCUUUGGCAGAGCGCGCCCUCUAGCGGCCGAGCACAGACAUGCCAUCCUAGUCAUUGUUACCCCCAAAUGUUUUCUGCGCAUGGCUUUGCUGCAACCACAUCAAGAUGCUCGGAGCCACUUCGUCAGGUAUGUUUUCUUCACAUGCAAACACUUUAAUCGAUGUUCAGCGCAAAGCAAUCAGGGAAUGUUCUUUUUUUUGGUUUUUAUUUGCUUGAAGUUGUGUUGAAAGAGAGAACUUUACGUACGUCAUGCUGUCACAAAAACAACCACAGAGCCAAAAGGGACGCAUUCUGGUUUAAUGCACUUCAAAAGUUUAUUAACCCUUACUGUAAAUGUUACUUAUUAAUUAUUUUUGUAUAAAUUAUUUUUAUUGGCCAUAUUUUUUUUUUUAUUGUAAUUUACAAAGGUGUUGAAUAAUUUGAAGUGCAACACUCUGACCUUGUUACUCAUGUUAUGUUACAUCUCAUUCUCAGAUGGUUUGUGUGUUUGUAAGCUGAACACUGUAAAGAUUUACUCAAGAUGUUUGGUGCCACAAAACUAGACUAGAGUGUGCCUGGAAAGUAUUCACAGUCCCAUUAUGUUAUGUCAGUCUAAUUCCAAAAUUGAAUACAUUAAUUUUUCUUUCCUUUGGCAGCAAUUACAGCCUCAAGUAUUUUUGAACAUGACGCACUUUUGCCCAUUUUUCUUUGCAGGACCUGUCAAGCUCCAUUGGAUUCAACAUGAAGCAUUGUUUUUCAUCCAGGAUGUCUCUGUACAUUACUGCAUUCAUCUUUCUCUCUAUCCUAACUAGUCUCUAAGUUCCUGCCGCUAAAAAAUAUCCCCCCAGUCUGAUGCUGCCACCACCAUGCUUCACUGUUCAGUUCAGUUUCAGUUUAUUUCGAACAUGCAUAUGAUACAAUGUAAGGCUUCACAUAUUUCCAGUAGUUUCAUUACAGUAUGUCCGAAAAGGAGUAGGAAGAAGCAGAGUUUAUUUAAUCCCACCCAUUUUCAUAUCAUUAGAUUAGAUAGUACUUUAUUUAUUCCGUCAGGAGAGUUCCUUCAGGAAAAUUAACAUUUUCAGCACAAUCCCAUUCAAGAUCAGACAAACAUUACAGGGAGACAGAACAGGAUCGCUGAUGGGUCUGCUGGCUUCCAGCGCCCCUUACAAAAAAGAUGAGAUACAGGUAAACAAGGGGAGGGUGGGAGAAAAAAAUAGAAGAUUAAAUAAGAUAAAAAAAAUCAGUGUUAGCCUGGGCCCUGGAGAGGGGGUGCAGACUGAGGCCAAGGGAAAAAAACAACUCAUAGCCAUAGUACACAUCUCUCUUACAUGUGUGUAAGAGGGAAACAUCAAACAUCAAAGAACACAAAGGACAUUAAAGCAGCAGGUACAAUCAGACACUUCUACAUACAGCUAUGAAUAAAAAGUAAAAGAAACAUAUACACUGUGGAUAUGUUUUUAUCCCAUUUCCUUUUUCUCUAACAGAAUAGUGAAUAAAUAAAUAAUACACUAUAGUAAGUAAAAAAAUAUUACAUACAUAAUCUUUAAUCUAAAAACAAAAACAAAAAAAGGGUUCAAGAUCGUGAUCACUAGGAGUGCCUGUUUCCUCCAAAAAUGAUGCCUGGCAUUCACUCAACCAAGUUAAAUUUAUUUAUUGCUGCAGAGAUGGUUGUUCUUCUGGAAGGUUCUCCUGUCUCUCCACAGAGGAAUGCUGUAGCGCUGACAGAGACCUCCCUGAUUAGACUAAGAUGAAUGCAGCGAUGUACAGAAACAUCCUGGAUAAAAACCAAUGCUUCAUGUUUAAUCUAAUGGAAUUUGAGAGGUGCUGCAAAGUGGAAUGGGCUUAACUACCUAAAAGCAGGUGUGCCAAGCUUGUGGCGUCGUAUUCGAAAGGAUGCCAAAGGUGCAUCAACAUAGUAUCGAGCAAAUGCUGUGAAUACUUUUUUUAUUUUAAUGUACAAAAAUUUUAUGAAAAAACUUUUCACCUUUUCGUUAUUUAUUCUGUUCUAUUUGGGACGGCGUGGCGCAGUGGAAGAGUGGCCGUGCGCAACCCAAGGGUCCCUGGUUCAAUCCCCACCUAGUACCAACCCUGUCACGUCCGUUGUGUCCUGAGCAAGACACUUCACCCUUGCUCCUGAUGGGUGCUGGUUAGCGCCUUGCAUGGCAGCUCCCUCCAUCAGUGUGUGAAUGUGUGUGUGAAUGGGUAAAUGUGGUAGUAUCAAAGCGCUUUGAGUACCUUGAAGGUAGAAAAGCGCUAUACAAGUACAACCCAUUUAUCAUUUAUUAUUUAUUUAUUCAUCAUUUUAGGAUAGGGCUGUAACAAAAUGUGAAGCGCUUUGAAUGCUUAUGAGCCACGAGCGACCAAAAAGCAAAUGUUAUUUAAACUGCAAUACUGCAUGUUAGGAUUACAAGUAUUGAUUAGUAAGAGAUCACAUCUUUUUUGGACCUCAGCAGCUGUGUCAUUUUUGGUCAGUUAAAAUGUCACAAAAUAGUCCCCAUCAACAUUGAAAUAAGUUGUGUCCAAUUUCUGCUGCUUGUGUUUGACGUUGCGUCUUCGUAUUAUGAAGUGUCAACGUUAAAAACACCUUUUGCACUAAUUUUGUUUUACCAAUACAAUUAUUUAAAAUAUCUAGUUGAACCCUGUAAAAAAGAAAACAUGAUUUAAAAGUGUCUUAGCAGCAAAAUUGGUGAAAACACAAACUUACUGUGAGAAUUAUAAAAAUGAAAUUUGACUUCAUGGUGCCUUCACAAGCUACUUGUAACAAUUGAUUCCUUGUUUUGUAAUCAGGUUUUUUGUGAUUGUUGUUGGAGUUGAACGUGACUCAAGUUACUUUGCUUAAAGGAAAACAAAGGUCUAUCUUGGAUUAGCUGUGUUGAACUCUGGAAGUCCAAAGAAACUAGUUUUACUUCCAUACUGAGAAAUAUGUCAGGAACAAUCAUGUUCUUGAAUGAAUUGGUGUUAAAAUACACAGUGGCUUUGAUUUUGUUACAAAUUAAUUCAAGUUUCAGUACCAAGCACAUUUUCUAAAAAAAAAAAAAAAGUGUUGCAUGUGCAGCAGCCAGAGAAGACAUUUUUACCCAAUCACUUAUUUUAUUAAAUUCUUGAAUCAGUAUACUGCCUUGUUUAUCAACUCAUGAACGGUAAUUAGAUAUCUGAUAAACACAUUAUGGAAGUAUGAUGGUCAUUUUCAGCCGUGGAUUCAUAGAUGUGUGACUCAGACAAAAGCAUUUUGUACACAAUUUAUUCAAACAGUAGCAAAACAAGGUAACGUUUGCACCCUUGGUUUAAAAACAGUACAUUCAAACUAGAUUGUUCAUUUAUAAAUGUUUACCAAAUGGUUUUGGAAAUGGACACACUGAGUGUCAAUGGUCAUUUCCUGAGUAAUGUUUGUGUUUAAAAACUAAACCAAUUGAAAAUAAUAGUUGUCGUAUCUUAAAAGCUCUUUCGGGCCACAUUUAAGUUGGUGUUGAAUAAUUCCUAUCUUUGGGCUUUGUACUGAACAAUAUAAUAGGUCUGCUUUAAAUAUGGUAAGAUAAAAAGGUGAGAGGAACAAAAGGACAGUAAAAAUACCGUUGGAAUGGCUUUGAAUGUAGAAAGGAGGCACAGUUCAAAAGCUCAGUAGCGUUCACCAUCAACACAUGCGACAGGGCAGCCAUCUUUAGAAAUCCUCCUCUUCUUCCUCCCCGUCAUCAUAGAAGCGGUUUCGCUUGAUCAUUUCCUCCACGCUCAGCGCCUCUUGCUCCGCCUUGUCCUCCACUUCCUCCCCCUCCCAGAAGCCCACAUCCUGUGGCGACCUGCUGGCCUCCACCUCCUCCUCAUCAUCUUCAGUAGAAGACGUCUCGUGUUUGGUAGCGGGCAUCU